GCGACCCGCCCCCCAGCGGCAACUCGGCGCAGCUCUGCCACGGCAGCAGUCGCGUCGCAGAGGUGACCCCGAACAGCCGGUGGACCCGCCGCUCCUGCAGACAUGGGUGAACCUGUCAGAGUGCUGGUGACUGGAGCAGCUGGGCAGAUCGCUUACUCCCUCCUCUACAGCAUUGCCAAGGGUGAUGUCUUCGGCAAAGACCAGCCUCUUAUUCUUGUGCUGCUGGACAUCACUCCUAUGAUGACGGUUCUGGAAGGUGUGGUGAUGGAGCUGCAGGACUGUGCUCUGCCACUGCUCAGAGAGGUCAUUCCAACAGACAAGGAGGAAGUUGCAUUCAAAGACCUUGACAUAGCAAUUCUGGUUGGCUCCAUGCCAAGGAGAGAGGGCAUGGAGAGGAAGGAUUUACUCAAAGCAAAUGUGAAAAUUUUCAAGUCUCAGGGUGCAGCCUUGGACAAGUAUGCCAAAAAGACUGUCAAGGUUGUGGUUGUUGGGAAUCCAGCUAAUACCAACUGUCUGAUUGCAUCAAAGUCAGCCCCAUCCAUACCAAAGGAAAACUUCAGCUGCUUAACUCGUUUGGAUCACAACAGAGCCAAAUCUCAGAUUGCUCUGAAACUUGGUGUGACUGCUAAUGAUGUGAAGAAUGUCAUCAUCUGGGGCAACCACUCUUCCACUCAAUAUCCUGAUGUUAACCAUGCAAAAGUAAAUGUGAAAGGAAAGGAAGUUGGAGUCUAUGAAGCUAUAAAAGAUGACAGCUGGCUGAAGGGAGACUUUAUCCUGACUGUUCAGCAACGUGGAGCAGCUGUUAUUAAGGCCAGGAAGCUGUCCAGUGCUAUGUCAGCUGCCAAAGCUAUCUGUGAUCAUGUGAGGGACAUCUGGUUUGGCACUCCAGCGGGGGAGUUUGUUUCGAUGGGAGUAAUUUCUGAUGGCAAUUCUUAUGGUGUUCCUGAAGACCUGCUAUAUUCCUUCCCUGUUGUGAUCAAGGACAAGACCUGGAAGUUUGUUGAGGGUCUUCCUAUUAAUGAUUUUUCCCGUGAGAAGAUGGAUCUUACUGCUAAGGAGUUAGCUGAAGAGAAGGAGACUGCUGUGGAAUUCCUCUCCAGUGCAUGACUAGAUCAGGAGGAAAUACGAAAUCAUUUAAGAGUGGACGAAUUGAAAAGCCGUCUGUAGGUCUGCUACCAAACACCACUGCUGUAUCCAAGUCAACUGUCUGUGGCCAUUGUGCAUUUUAAGGUUCAUAUGCUUACUGGUACUUCGUGCCUCUUGAGUUAUUAGCAAAAUAUUAUUAAAGAAGUCAAACUAGUUUGUUGACCAAACUCUUUGUCUGUUCAAUACUGGUUGCUUUCUGUGUAUGGUACAGGAUAAUUGUUGCCUUGGCCUUGGUUACUAAUUCACAGUCUGAGUUUUGAUUAGAAUUUGGCACUACUGGAACAUGCCCUAGUCCAUGAUCACUUCAGCAUCCUCUGUCUCAACUGAAAAUGAAUGCCAGUAAUUCUCCUUGAACUGGUAGUUAGUUCAGUGACCCAAGUCUAUCACUGAACAGACUUCAAGUAAAUACAGUUCACUCUGAUUAUGCUUACAGUGUUUGUCAAUAGAAAUAUUAAAAGUUGUUCAAUCAGAUACUGGCUAAGAGUAGUCUGUUGCACUUUAUUUGCAUAUUUUAGUUAUGUAACUAACACAAUUUGUUAGUGCAAGAUAAAAAAAGCCCUGAAAGCCUAUUUUAGGAAACUGAGGGAAACUAGUUUAAACUUUAAGCAUUACUAGCUUUCGCAAUGACUAACAUUUCCCUUUGUCUGAGUUGGUGUCUGUCCUGUUCUAAUAGAAGUUUCUGCCUUGUACUAAAGUAAAUCUUGGUCUGUCA
Sturnus vulgaris (Common starling) is the source of this 1858-nucleotide messenger RNA. It is a transcript of the gene MDH1, whose product is annotated as malate dehydrogenase 1. The record is from RefSeq and is a predicted model, not a curated record. Gene Ontology annotation, molecular function: L-malate dehydrogenase (NAD+) activity. NCBI's taxonomy places the organism in Eukaryota, Metazoa, Chordata, Aves, Passeriformes, Sturnidae. Gene Ontology annotation, biological process: malate metabolic process.